GCAACCCAUCCCCUUCGCAAAACAAAACCCCCCCCCCAAACGAAUCUCGCGCAGCAUGUCCCUCAAGAACGACGCAUUCCCCUCCUCCGAGGCCUUCGACGCCAUCAACGCCGCCCUCAGCAGCAGCGAAGCCGACCGCAAGGACGCCAUCAAGAACGGCAAGGCCGUCUUUGCAUUCACCCUCAAGAACAAGGCCGGCGAGACGGCCAGCUGGCACAUUGACCUCAAGGAGACGGGCACAGUCGGCACAGGCCUGGGCGAGAAUCCCACCGUCACCCUGACUCUCUCAGACGAGGACUUUGGCAAGCUCGUCUCCGGCAAGGCGCAGGCCCAGCGGCUCUUCAUGUCCGGCAAGCUCAAGGUCAAGGGCGACGUCAUGAAGGCCACCAAGAUGGAGCCCAUCCUGAAGAAGGCCCAGACCAAGUCCAAGUUGUAAGACGCGAGAAGCUCAACGCGCACCCAAGCGCAUUAUUUCAUAUGGAAUCUUCUCUCGGGGGGGUGUACAUACGACGAGGGGAAACUGCUGGAAACGCAACGCCCCCUUGACCGCAAUUCUUGAUUUUUUUUUUUUUUUUUGCC
This is a messenger RNA of Trichoderma reesei QM6a, 579 nucleotides long. RefSeq lists its product as uncharacterized. Bases 56 to 436 code for a protein of 126 amino acids. Gene Ontology annotation, cellular component: cytosol. The record is from RefSeq and is a predicted model, not a curated record. The transcript has 3 exons. Lineage: Eukaryota; Fungi; Ascomycota; Sordariomycetes; Hypocreales; Hypocreaceae.